AUGCUUCGGUGGAAAACGAUAUGCUGUAAUCCAUAAGUAGGAGCUAGUUUUACAACUGCUUGCAUGAGGAAAACACCUGAAAAAUUUUUGGGAUUAGCGUCAGCAUAUGCUGAGAGACAAAUGAUGCAUCAUUUUGCGCAAGGACUUUACCCAGAUUCAGGGAUCUAUAUUUUCGCUGACAAGUGCUUGAGAAAAAACCCUAUCAACGACUCACAAUUAGAAAGCUACUGCAAUGACAAACUUUUAGCAUUAAAAACAAUAGCAAAUCCGUCAUUCAGGGAAUCAAUAAAAUCUCACUUAACCAAUAUCGACACGAGUAUUAGCAAAAUGGUAAGGUUUAUUUAGCUUAAAAUUGAUAUAAAAGCUACUGAUAUUGUGACUAAAUUUUUCGAUUUUUAUGGAACAAAACAUAUGCAUGCUUCCGCCAUGUUACUUAUGGCUCAAGCUAUAGGAAGAAUUUCAAUGAAACAGUUGCUAUUUACCCAAUCAAUAGAAAUGGCUCAUUUUGGCAGCUCAAUUCAUAACAAAAUUUUAGAUAAUUCUAGUGAAGCAAGUUGGCUUCAUAUGUUUUUGGGCGAUAAUGGAAUGAUAUUAGGUGGUGAUUAUAUGAUCUCUAAUGCGUAAUUUUUAUCCAGCUCUAUUGAAUGCUGCAGAAUUAACAGUUUGCCACUAAUUCAGUUGCUUUGUUUGAUUAUUCAAAAUAUUGCAAAAGGGUCAAUUUUGUCCUUGAAAGGGGAAGGAAUUUCUGAAGUCCUGAUGAACUAUUGUGCACUGUGUUUUUAUAAGACAGCCAGCAUUAUGGCUAAUGGGUGCCAAGGGAUUGCAUAUUUAGCUAAUAUAGCAUAGGUCCUUAUUUAGAUACUCCAAAGAAAAAAUAUAUCAAAAAGAAGAAAAUCCGGCAUGCCAAAACUAAGUAUUUUUAUUGAGAAAUCUAAAAGAGGGCUUAUGCUAUAGUGAUACGAAGAUAAGUUAUGACUAUGGAAAACACAUUGGAAUGGCUCUCAGUGUAGCUAGCGACAUUAAAGACUAUUUAAACGGAAAACUUAAAUAUAACUCUUUCCCUGUUCUUUUUGCAGCAAACACGCAUCCUAGCAUACACAAGCUAAUUCAAGAAAAACAAGAAAACCUUGCAAAAGAAUUGAUAGCAGAUGCAAAUGGCAUUAACUGGGCCAAAAAAUUAGCCAUUCACCACAUAGAAGCUGCCAUUGAAGCAGCUAACCAGUUUGAAAGCCCAAAAGAGCUUGUCGCGCUAGCAGCAAGUAUCUCGAAUAGCCUUUAA
Blepharisma stoltei is the source of this 1279-nucleotide messenger RNA. Lineage: Eukaryota; Ciliophora; Heterotrichea; Heterotrichida; Blepharismidae. The record is from the annotation of a GenBank genome assembly.